CUUUGGUUUUAUCUCUUGACGAGGUACUUGGAAUUUUGGAAUAUCAUCGCUCUAUUUGAAGCACGUUUCGAUAUUCAGCUCUGUCUCACUCUCGAUUAAUACGCGGUAUACCCAGGUUUCACUGUAAACAUGGUUGAUAACCUCUAUCUCCCCGCUGACCCCGAACUCGGGUUAAGGCACAUCCAUCAGGCUUGUCUUAGAGGUGACUUCGAAGCUGUUGUUAAAUUAUCUUGUCAACCGGGUAUCAUCGAUGUACCAACUGAGCCUCGGAAUGGCGUGGAACGUGGGCUUCGUGAAACACCUAUCAAGCUCGCAGCACUUAUGGGUCAUGUCGAUAUAGUAUGGUUCCUCGUCGAACAAGGCGCCGCCCUGACCCAUGACCGUGUCCUCGCCUCCUCGUAUACGGCAGAUGAAGGUCUCGCGACACGUCGUCGGGACUUCUUCCUCAAUACCGUCGGAAUCGGCCGAGAACACCCCGAUUCUACUAAUACGCGCAAGACUAUAUUUGACAUAUUGUCUUCGCCUGGUCGCAGAAGUGUCGUUCGUGCUACACGCGGCGCGCGUUCCGACCUCGGGUUCCCGGACUACAAACUCGCGAAGCAAGGGCGAGAUAUCGUGGUUUUUGCCCCCGUACUCCGCAUCCGGUCCGACAUCCCGCUAGACCGUAGCAAGACCAUCGGUAUCAUAACUUCCAAGGCCUCUUCUGGCGACAUCCUCAUGUCGGCCCAUAGUGGAUUCCGGGCCGGCACUGAUCGGCACGAAAGAAGUCUGGAUACAAACCAGUGGAAUUACAUCGCGCUCCACCAUAUAGCCAAAUUGUUGAAAUUCCAUUUCCCGGGGAAUAAACACGAUAAUGGAGCGAAGAAAGCAUCCGAGGAUGAACAUAGAGGACGCGCGCAUGCCGGACAUGUUGAAGUUUUGCUGGGGGCUUGGUAUGCGGUUGAAAUGACCAAAAAACAAGAGAUGGCUAAAAAUGGCGGAGAGGAUGUGAGUUUGGAGUGGUGCCUUAAUAAUCUGCAUACCCUCAAGUAUGCAACGAUAGGACAGGCGCGGUCUGCCGUCAUUAUGAUAGACUCACAGCCCUGUGCUACGUGCCUCAAGUUCAUUAAUUACCUCUUCCAGUACACGGGCUUGCACUUUUCCGUUAAGGGGGCUGUGGGUGUAGGCCCGACGUUGGCGACUAAGGACGAAAGGAAUGGUGUUAGAAUGGACACCUUUGGGGAUGUGUUUCUGGAGGAUGAUAUCGACGGGGCGGAAGACUACGAAGAGUCAACCGACAUUGAUUCUGAUGUGGAUACUGUAUUGGAGACUCCUAUAGGCCUGGGAGUUCCAGGGGGCAUCCGGGAAACAAUCGAGGGUAACGAAGGCAAGGAAGAAGAUGGCAUGGCUGCCCACGCACAAGCACAAGCAGCAAGCGAGGCAUUUGCGAGGAUAUCUAGCCUCUCACCAUCCGACAUGGAUACCGAAAACGUGCCUAUGACCACACCUGCCCCAGAACCUGUCACCCCUCAACGUGCUGCUCCCUUCACACCAGCACGGUCACGCAUGAGAUGGGGGGUCCCAGACUCUGGCCCUAGAUCCAUUAAGAGAGGAGAUCCGUUUAGCAACAUUCCGUCUCGCAGGCCGGCGAAUCCUGACGAGCUGGUGGCCGAGUAUAAGAAGAAAACGCCGGUGUGGAAUUGGCCCGGGUACAAUCCCGCAGGGAUGACUCCGUUUUGCCGUCCCCCUUUCUUCCGUCAUGCUAAUCUCGGUUCCCCGCUUGCAUUACCAUCUAAUCAUACGUUGAUCCCAGGCGUUAACACGAAUAAUGAUAAAAAUGACGGCUCGGCCAUGGCCAUGAAUGAAGGGAGUGUAGGGGAGGGCUCUGGGGAAGGGGAUGAUCCGAUUAUCGUAGAUAUGAUGAACGGCAACGUCUCAUAUUCGUCUCCACCCAGCAGCUCCAUCAUCCGCGAAUCGAUCGCUGCAUUCAAUGCCCGCAUCAGCAACCACUACGAGGGUACCCCGUCGCCUCUAGGUCGAGAACAGACAAACUUCUCACACAGCAGCUUCCAGCCGAUCGCGAACCAGUCUCGCGAGAAAGCCAAUAACCUCGCCAAGGAUAAAAACAUGGUCAUUGGAGAGCCUCAAUUCCAACACCAGUCUCAGACACACGUGAACCCCAUGUAUCCUAACCAUCAAGAGGACGAAGAGGGCUACAUCCACGUACAACCCCCUCUGCCCUCUCACAUAGUCUCCCAACUCUCCCACGCCAUGUCACAGAACCUCCCACAGCCGCAACCCAUGUCAGAGCCAACCCAACCCCCCUCCGAACCCCCCUUCCUCUCACAAACCGGAUCCCGCUACUACGCCGCAGCGCUGCUAAUGGGCGCACAAUCCCCGGACCCAACACCAUGUCCAAUCCCCGCCGCCGCCACCGCAGCCGCAGGCAGAGCACAAACACCACUCUCAACCACCGGAGCAUCAACCGCGAUGCUAUCCCCACCCAUCACCCCCAUGACCAUCCCGCCAUCAAACACCCCCCGCCCCGCCCCCCGCCCACCAAACUUCCAACAAUGGCGGUUCGAACCACAGCUAGGCGGAGAAGAAGUAUCGCGGCAUUUCUGCAGGCCGAGACUGCACUGGCAGCAACAGGGACCCGUUGCGUUCCCGGAGGUGGUGGAGGGUGGGGCGGAGCCGGAACGGGGGCGUGGGUUGAGGCGGAGGGGUUAGGAUGGCAGAGUAUUUGCUUUGGGCGGUGAUGGGGGCUAAAGGGGAAUAUAGGAGUUGAAGGAAAUGCAAGGCAAGGUGAAGAAAAUGUAGGCGUACUUACCUAGGUACCUACAAGGUAGGCACUGGGAAGAAUGUAAGGGUAGAGUAUCUGCUGUGGGCGGUAAGGGGGAUAAAAUAUCGAGAACACCACGCUCGCUAAUAGUGCUAGAACUCAUCGAUUGCAAUCGUUCAUUCAUUUAUAUAGUAGGUAGUCCAGCUGAUAGGUAUUUAGCCGUGAAGAAAGUAAGUGGAUGACUUACCCAUUAGUUAGAAUGAUCUGUUUUUUUCUUGAAACAUUUUGCACUUACUCAGCAG
Annulohypoxylon maeteangense is the source of this 3063-nucleotide messenger RNA. RefSeq lists its product as uncharacterized. Lineage: Eukaryota; Fungi; Ascomycota; Sordariomycetes; Xylariales; Hypoxylaceae. The transcript has 3 exons. The record is from RefSeq and is a predicted model, not a curated record. The coding region runs from base 130 to 2709 and encodes 859 amino acids.